AUGCCGAGCGCGAAGCGACAGCCAAAGAAGAAGACGGUCCCGCAGUUCAACCCGCUCGCGAUGCACCCGCCAUGGCUUGAUGCAGCGCCGCCGCUCGAAGUACCACCGCCCUCAAGCAAACUGUGGUCUGAAGCUUCGCCAGCCACCGAGAGCCAGUCCGCUAAUCUCGCCCAAAGCGCUUGCGAGUCCGCGGCCCAUGAGUCUGACGCCCUACCAGAUAAGGAGACUAAGAAGAAAGGCUUGACGGGAUUACCGCGAUCGAUCAGCGAUCGUGUCCUGACGUACUUCAAGUCUGGCAAAGCUUCAGAGGAGGGAAGCGCCAAGCUGGAGAAGACCGAGGAGGAGGGACCGGGAGGGGAGACGCUGAAGUUCCAUGAGACAGAAACAGACGAGGAGAAGGCAGGAGAGGCGAGAAACUGA
Messenger RNA from Lecanosticta acicola, 420 nucleotides. Lineage: Eukaryota; Fungi; Ascomycota; Dothideomycetes; Mycosphaerellales; Mycosphaerellaceae. The record is from the annotation of a GenBank genome assembly.